Molecule: messenger RNA, 1373 nt
Organism: Fragaria vesca subsp. vesca
Lineage: Eukaryota; Viridiplantae; Streptophyta; Magnoliopsida; Rosales; Rosaceae
Product: 1-aminocyclopropane-1-carboxylate oxidase homolog 4-like
Exons: 2
Coding region: 153-1241 (362 amino acids)
Source: RefSeq, a predicted model, not a curated record
ACGAGUUCAGGUGAUACACGGAAUUAGAAAUAAUUUCAAUAUAAACGUUUGCUUCUUAGUCACUCCAACCAUUCUUGUCCUUGUUAGUCUCACUCUCAACCCUCAUAAAAGACUUAAAUAUCAAUAAGAAGAAGAUAGAGAGCUAACAAAAAAUGGCGGCAAAUGGUACCUUGAUCGGCGACGAGGGUUACGAUCGCGCCGGAGAAGUGAAGCAAUUCGACGACUCCAAGCUCGGAGUCAAAGGCCUCGUCGACUCGGGUCUCUCCUCCAUCCCCCGGAUCUUUAUCCACCCGCCCGAAACGUUACAGCAACUGAACCCGACGACCCGACCCGACGCCGAGCCCAUCCCCACCAUCGACCUCUCCGGCCCCCGCGCCGCAGUCGUCGACCAAGUCAGCGGCGCGUGCCGGAAGUUCGGGUUCUUCCAGAUCACCAACCACGGCGUACCGUCGGUGGUUCUGGACCGCACCAUCGCCGCCGUGAAAGCCUUCCACGAGCAGCCGGUGGAGGCCAAAGCGCGGUUCUACCGGAGAGAGAUGGGCCACGGCGUGUCGUACCUCUCCAACGUCGACCUCUACACCUCCAAGGCCGCCAGCUGGCGCGACACGAUUCAGGUGAGGCUGGGCCCGGUCGCGGCGGAGGGUGACGAGGUUCCGGAGAUUUGUAGGGAGGAAAUCGCGGCGUGGAACAAGGAGAUCCAACGGCUGGGAGAGGAGAUGCUCGGGAUGGUCAGUGAAGGGCUGGGAUUGCCCGCCGGGAAGCUCAAGGAGAUGACGUGUCUGGAAGGGAGGAUCAUGGCGGGACACUACUACCCGCCCUGCCCGCAGCCUGACCUUACCGUAGGGCUGACGUCACACAGUGACCCGGGAGUGUUGACCGUGGUGCUUCAGGAUCACAUUGGUGGGUUGCAGGUCAAGCACGGCGAUGCUUGGGUGGAUGUGAAGCCCGUCCCCGGUGCUCUUGUGAUCAACGUUGGUGAUUUACUGCAGAUUAUAUCAAAUGAGGAAUACAAGAGCGUGGAUCACCGGGUGUUGGCGAAUCCGAGCGACGAGCCGCGAGUCUCGAUUGCCGUGUUUUUGAACCCGAGCAACAGGGAGGGGGUGUUUGGUCCGUUGCCGGAGCUGGUCUCGCCGGAGAAGCCAGCGCUAUACAAAAAGUUUACGUUUUCAGAGUUCAUGAUGAGGUUCUUCACGAAAGGAUUGGAAGGCAAAACUUUGGUGAAUUACUAUAAGCUGCAGUGAAGUAGACUAGAUACUUUUCUGAAUUUCAGUUCUCCAAUGUACUUGAUUCGAUAACAGGGUUACUGUUUAAAUGUUAUGUCUCACAUAAACUUGUAUUCACUAUUCAGUAUCAGAAGUUAUCAGAUUACAACU